CUCGACUUUACCCGUGCGCACUACCUCUUCCGAUCACACUCAUGGGGCACUUGAUAUGCUGUGGACGACGUCCUCACUCGAAUACUACCGUGCAAUCGACGGGCCACGAAGCUGGCGACGCGAGCGAAGACGGCGUCGAGAGGUUCCGCCGGUUCUGGGACGACAAACUCAAGGAUGUAGCCGACAUGUUGUCGUUGGGACGGGCACCCGACGACGACGAGAUGUCGCGCAACCCAUUCCACGUCACGUUGCAGCUGUACGCGCACAAAGACGUAGUGGACCAGUUGUACUUGUGCUACGACGAACACCCGGACGAAGUGGAGUUUUACAUUCCCCAGCUCUGCACGUUCCUCCUCCAUGGCCAGUACGACAAGAACCCCGCGCUCGAGUUCUUUCUCUUGUCCCAGUGUCGGCGGUCGCUCCAGUUUGCCCAUCGCUUGCAUUGGUUCCUCGAGUCGUUUUGCGGCACAACGUACCGGUCGGAAGGCCUUAGCGCCACGGUCCAUGCCCAUCAUGCAGCCGAAGGCGGACACUUGCUUCAAGAGAUCGCGCGGCAGGGCGGUGUGCCCGCCAAGCUCUUCAGCAUGGGACUUACGGAGUCGGAAUGCGCCGCGUCCAAGGAACUCAUGGCGACACGGCUCAUGGCGCUGCAGGUGGCCGAGGCGCACAUGGACAGCCCCGAACAUUUGGAAUUGUUUCAAGCAACACCGGCAUUCGUUCGGUCGCUGACAGACUUGGCGGACCGGCUCAUCCCGUUACCCCUCGCCGAGCGCAAACUCCACCUCCAUCACGGCUUGGCCGAGAUUGAAGCGAUGUAUUUUCCAUCUGCGAGUACCAUCUACUUGCCGGUCGGAGACUCGAUGCACCGCGUGAAGCGCGUCGUAAUCGACGAGAGUUUUCCCUUCUCCACCAAAGAGCGCGUGCCGUACUUGAUCUGCGUCGAAGUGGUCGACCAAAUCAUCCGACGACCAUCAUUCUCUUCUUCUUCCAAGUCGUACACAAUGAAGCUGCCAUUCGUCAACCACCGCGUGACCGUGGCCAUCUCCGACGACGAAGCAAAUGGGCGGAUGACUGGCGGCCAGGAUGACCUCAACUUACAAGCAGCCACAACCAGUGGUGGUGGUGAAAACACCCCCGAUGGACGACCCAGUAGUACUACUACUCAAGACAACACGAAUAAGACGUUUGUGGUCGAGGCGCGCAAAAAGAGCUUUACGCUCAGUUUUAGACAUGACGAUGGAGAAAGUACCGACGGCGUGAAACACGAGACUGCUGCUGCUGGAAAGGCCAGAGAAGAGAACGACGAGAAUAAUAAUGCUAUCAAGACGCAAGUGAUGGGGCAGUGGGCGAAACGACCGCAACAACCUCAACGAAAACAGCCCGAUGACAAACUACGCGUGGAUGAGCGCCACGACGUGCGGUCGAUAGACGAGGACGGCGGUGGGGAGGACCAGAGCCCGCUCGAGUGGUCGAUCGGCAGUCCGCUCUCAGACAAUCAGUCGUUUCUUCAGCCAGACGCCGCGCCCGCCGCCGCCGCGCCCGUGAUUGCAUUUCGAGAGCGCUGGGCCGACAAGCAGGACCGUCUGCGCCGCCUCUCGCCGUACGGGACCCUUCCCGGCUGGCGCGUCGUGCCCGUGAUCGUCAAAUCCCACGACGACUUGCGCCAGGAACAGUUUGCCGCGCAGAUCAUUGCGCAGUGCCAUCACAUCUUUGUGGACGCCCAGCUGCCCUUGUCAUUGCGACCAUAUGCCGUGCUGGCGACGUCGGCCACGAGUGGACUGAUCGAAGCCGUGCCGGACACCGUGUCGUUGGACUCGCUCAAGAAGAACGACCCCGACUACAAAUCCCUGCUCGACUUUUACGAACGGUACUUUGGGUCGCCGACUGGUUCGCGCUUCAAGCGCGCGCGCGUCAACUUUAUCCAGAGCCUGUCGGCGUAUUCGAUCUUGUGCUUUGUGUUUCAGAUCAAAGAUCGGCACAACGGCAACAUCCUUCUGGACGCCCUCGGCCAUAUCAUCCACAUCGACUUUGGCUUUCUCUUCACCAACAGCCCUGGCGGCAACAUUGGCUUUGAGUCGGCACCGUUCAAGCUCACGGACGAGUUUGUCGAGCUGAUGGAUGGCCCCCGAAGCAAACUCUUUCGCGAGUUUCGGUCGCUCUGUGUCAAGGCGUACUGGGCGCUGCAUAAAAAUAUGGACAAGUUGCUACUGUUGGUCGAGAUGAUGCUCGUGAAUGACCAGGCGGAGCUGCGUCUGCCAUGCUUCUCCCGCGGCAAGAAGGCCACGAUGGACGGCUUGCGGCAGCGGUUGAACCCAGGAUUGGGCAAGGUGGCAUGCCAGGUAUGUGCGUAUGUACGUACAUGGAAAGAUGAAGAAGGGUCUGCAUAUAAUAUAUAUGUAGAGAGAGAGAGAGAGAGAAGGUGACAUUUGGACGUGUGAGAUUCAUUUGGUUGUGUUUUAGGAGUUUGUGAAUGACUUGAUUGACCAGUCCCUGGACAACUGGCGUACGCGGUGGUACGACAAGUACCAGUAUUGCUGCAUGGGAAUUCUAUAAGCACCAUUCGCGAUGGCAAGUGGAGGAAGGAGAUGCAAGAGAAGAGAGAGAGUAGGAAGGUCGGUCGAAGCUAAUGGAAUAUGAUCAGAUGUUGGGUACGAUGGAAGGGGGGGAGAUGUGUUGGGUUGAUUAUUCCGUGUGCUGGGGGUACUGUUUCUUGCCCUUGAGCUGCAUUUCGCCCAAGUGCUCCAGGUUCUUUUGGAUGGCUUCGGACGUUCGACUUUGGAAGCGCCACGUGCCGUCGACGAGCACCACGACGUCGGUCCACUUGACGAUCAACACGGGGUUGGACUUCCAGAACAUGACCGUGUACGACGUCGCCGUCGCCUCCUUCUCCGACACGAACGAGACAAAGUGUCCUUGGGGGAUGUGCGAUGCUUCGGCAAGGAACUCGAGGCCAAACAGUUCUUCAAGCGACCGACGGAUCUCGUUGUGGCCGCGCGACUGCCCAACAAAGUCGUCGUUCAACGACGCGUCCUCCGUGAACAGGUUCAGAAGCUGCGUCGGGCUGCCGUUGUUCGUCCCGAACAGGUACGCGUACUCGUUGACAAGGUUCACCACCGCCGCCAGGUUGUGGUUGUGCAAGGGUGCUGCCAUGAUGAUUCUGACGAUCUUGCACCGACGAUGGGCGUUGCAAAUU
Aphanomyces astaci is the source of this 3193-nucleotide messenger RNA. RefSeq lists its product as hypothetical. Gene Ontology annotation, cellular component: cytoplasm; membrane. Gene Ontology annotation, biological process: phosphatidylinositol phosphate biosynthetic process; phosphatidylinositol-mediated signaling. Bases 42 to 2423 code for a protein of 793 amino acids. The record is from RefSeq and is a predicted model, not a curated record. Lineage: Eukaryota; Oomycota; Saprolegniomycetes; Saprolegniales; Verrucalvaceae. Gene Ontology annotation, molecular function: 1-phosphatidylinositol 4-kinase activity. The transcript has 11 exons.